This is a messenger RNA of Choloepus didactylus (southern two-toed sloth), 1137 nucleotides long. RefSeq names its product MAP kinase-activated protein kinase 2-like. Gene Ontology annotation, cellular component: cytoplasm; nucleus. The record is from RefSeq and is a predicted model, not a curated record. Gene Ontology annotation, molecular function: ATP binding; calmodulin binding; mitogen-activated protein kinase binding. NCBI's taxonomy places the organism in Eukaryota, Metazoa, Chordata, Mammalia, Pilosa, Megalonychidae. Gene Ontology annotation, biological process: protein autophosphorylation; cellular response to vascular endothelial growth factor stimulus; peptidyl-serine phosphorylation.
AUGCUGUCCAACUCCCAAGGCCAGACCCCACCAGUGCUGUUCCCCAACCCGCCGCCGCAGCCCCCCGCCCCUGCUCAGUUUUCCCAGUUCCACGUCAAGUCGAGCCUGCAGAUCAAGAACGCCAUCACCGAUGACUACAAGGUCCUGGGGCUGGACAUCAACAGGAAAGUUUUGCGGAUUUUCAACAAGAGGACCCAGGAGAAAUUAGCCCUAAAAAUGCUUCAGGACUGCCCCAAGGCCCGCAGGGAGGUGGAGUUGCACUGUCCGGCCUCCCAGUGCCCACACAUUGUCCACAUCCUGGACGUCUACGAGAAUCUGUAUGCGGGGAGGAAGUGCCUGCUGAUUGUCAUGGAGUGUUUGGAUGGUGGAGAACCCUUUAGCCGAAUCAAAGACCGAGGAGAUCAAGCAUUCACAGAAAGAGAAGCAUCAGAAAUCAUUAAGAGCAUUGGUAAGGGCAUCCAGUAUUUGCACUCAAUCAACAUUGCUCAUCGGGAUGUCAAGCCUGAGAAUCUUUUAUACACUUCUAAAAGGCCCAGCCCCAUUCUGAAACUCACUGAUUCUGGCUUUGCCAAGGAAACCACCAGCCACAAUCUGACCACUCCUUGUUACACACCGUACUACAUGCCUCCGGAAGUGCUGGGCCCAGAGAAGUAUGACAAGUCCUGGGACCUGUGGUCUCUGGGUGUCAUCACGUACAUCUUGCUAUGUGGGUAUCCCUCCUUCUACUCCAACCAUGGCCUCACCAUCUCUCCGGGCAUGAAGAGUCGCAUCCAAAUGGGCCAGUAUGAAUUCCCCAACCCGGAAUGGUCAGAAGUAUCAGAGGAAGUGAAGAUGCUCACUCGGAACGUGCUGAAAACAGACCCCGCUCAGAGAAUGACCAUCACAGAGUUUAUGAACCACCCCUGGAUCAUGCAAUCAGCGAAUGUCCCCCAAACCCCAGUGCACACCAGCCGGGCCCUAAAGGAGGACAGGGAGCGGUGGGAGGAUGUCAAGGAGGAGAUGACCAGUGCCUUGGCCACCAUGCGUGUUGACUACAAGCAAAUCAAGAUAAAAAAGAUUGAAGAUGCAUCCAACCCUCUGCUUCUGAAGAGGUGGAAGAAAGCUCAGGCCCGAGAGGCUGCAGCCCUUGCUCACUGA